Messenger RNA from Malania oleifera, 1733 nucleotides. RefSeq names its product triacylglycerol lipase 2-like. Lineage: Eukaryota; Viridiplantae; Streptophyta; Magnoliopsida; Santalales; Ximeniaceae. The record is from RefSeq and is a predicted model, not a curated record. The transcript is spliced from 9 exons. Gene Ontology annotation, biological process: lipid metabolic process. Gene Ontology annotation, molecular function: hydrolase activity, acting on ester bonds. Bases 354 to 1592 code for a protein of 412 amino acids.
UCUGCAGAACUGCAAAUCAACCGCCGUCUCCGGCGGCCGGUUAAAUCUGACGUGGGCCCAUUGAGUGGGCCCACAGAAGAAUCAGCAAUGCAUCGAAUGCUUCAUCACACCCACCAUGGCCCACACGGCCCCAUACUCAGAAAUCUCAAAUCUCUUCAGUCCUCAGCUCCGGCAGAGACUGCAAAGCCCAUCACAGCUCUCCAUAACCCGAUUAUCCAGAAUUAAAGACCCGAUUGGGCCCCACCCAAGAAGAAAACGACGCCGUUUCCCACCCGGUGCCGAUCUAUAAAGCCCGACCGAGCCCCCAUUCUCCCCCACCUCAGUUCAAAACCUCAACCCGAGACGCAGGAGGAAUGGGUCUGUUCGGCUUUCCGGGUCGGGUCGUCCUCGGCAUCCUGAUCCUCCUGGCGGCCUCAGCCGGAAGCGGAUCAUGCCGCCGGUCACCGGGCGAGGACCUGCUCCUUGCGGCGGCUCCGGCGGGAAGGGGGAUUUGUGCCACCGCGGUGAGAGUUCACGGGUACAAAUGCCAGGAGUUCGAAGUGAAGACAGAGGAUGGGUACAUACUGAGUUUGCAGAGGAUCCCAGAAGGGCUUUCUGGAAAUGGAGGGAGUGGGGAUAAGCAGAAGCCACCAGUGCUUAUACAGCAUGGCGUGCUUGUGGAUGGGAUGACGUGGUUUCUAAAUUCGCCUGAUAAAAGUCUACCGUUCAUUUUGGCGGAAAACGGGUUCGAUGUGUGGAUAGCAAAUGCCCGGGGCACCAACCAAAGCAAAGGCCAUGCAUCCCUCAGCUCGUCCGACCCGGAGUAUUGGAAUUGGUCAUGGGAGGAGUUGGCCGCCUAUGAUCUACCAGCUAACCUUGAUUUUGUGUUCAGCCAAACAGGUCAGAAGAGUCAUUAUGUGGGUCACUCACUGGGAACAUUGGUGGCACUGGUGGCCUUAUCAGAGGGAAAACUGUUGGACAGAAUGAGAUCAGCUGCUCUGUUGAGUCCUAUUGCUUAUCUGAGCCACAUGUCCACUCCCCUUCUUGUCCUUGCUGCUAAAUCUUUUGUUGGCGAGAUCACUGAAAUAUUUGGUCAUGCAGAGUUCAAUCUAAAAGGGCAGGAUGCAACUGACUUUCUCAAGUCUCUGUGCCAAAACAAUGGGAUAGACUGCUAUGACUUGCUAACUGCGCUCACAGGGAAGAAUUGCUGUCUCAACUCAUCCACUGUGGAUCUCUUCCUCAACUAUGAACCUCAAGCUACAUCCACCAAGAACUUGGUUCAUUUAUCUCAAAUUUACAGGUACAAGGAGGUGGCGAAAUACGACUACGUGAACGUCCUGACCAACAUGGAACACUACGGCAGCCCGCGGCCGCCGGCGUACGACCUGUCGAACAUUCCGGUGGACUUCCCCCUGUUCCUCAGCUACGGCGGCCGGGACACCCUCUCCGACGUGCCGGACGUCCAGCACCUCCUCGACGUCUUGAAGUCUCACGACGAAGACAAGUACAGCGUCCAGUUCAUCGAGAACUACGCUCACGCAGAUUUCAUCAUGGGAAUUUCCGCCAAGGACAUCGUCUACAAUCCGAUCAUUUCAUUUUUCAAUCGAAAUUGAUUCGUCUAGAUCGAUCGAGCACCGCCUCUUCACAGAAAUUAUAUAUGUCUCUAUAGAUGUGUUGAUCUGUCAUUCUUUGAGUAUAUAUAAAUAUUUAAGUAUUUUGAUGAAUAAGAAAUAAUAUUUUCGAUUUAUUGGAAA